Molecule: messenger RNA, 4414 nt
Organism: Helicoverpa armigera (cotton bollworm)
Lineage: Eukaryota; Metazoa; Arthropoda; Insecta; Lepidoptera; Noctuidae
Product: glutamyl aminopeptidase
Exons: 18
Coding region: 177-3008 (943 amino acids)
Biological process (GO): proteolysis; peptide catabolic process
Cellular component (GO): cytoplasm
Molecular function (GO): zinc ion binding; metalloaminopeptidase activity; peptide binding
Source: RefSeq, a predicted model, not a curated record
UGUUUAAAUCUGUUGCAAACAUAUUGCGCAGUCACAUAGAGAAAACAUUUACAAAAUAAUGCAUUUAAAUAUAAAAAUAUAAAUAAAUAUGUAAUAAAAUAUAUAAAUAUUAUAAAACAUAUAACUAAAUAAAAUAAUAGUGGUGUUACAAUAGUGUUUUGGAAAACUCAAGCAAGAUGAGUAAUUCAAAACUGAGAAAUUGGACCAAUAAUAAUAAAUUGCUGGUAUUAUUUAUGCUGGCCACUCUAUGCCUUUUUGUGUCCACUGUUGCAUUAGCGACUAUGACUAAAGACUCUUGCGGACAAGUUCUUGAACUUCAAGGCAGCAACUUAACUAAAAAAGAAGAGAAAAAUCAAACAAUAGCGGAUAAAAAUUAUUAUCGACUUCCGAGGUCCAUCGUUCCAAAAAAUUAUAAACUUAUGCUUCAUCCUAACAUAUCAAGUAAAACUUUUAACGGCUCGGUAAUGAUUAAAAUAACUGCAACGCAACCAGCAAAAACAAUAACACUCCAUACGAAUAAUCUUACCAUUCAUGCAGUCACCUUGAAAAAUGCCAAUGGCGACGUUCCAAUAACAUCCACUAAAAUGACGCUGGACAAAAGAGAACUACUGAUUAUAAGCCUAGAAUAUGAAGUUUCCGGGGAAAAUUCGCUUUUCAUACUAUUCUCUGGAAGACUGGAUAAAAAAAUUGUUGGAUUUUAUGCUAGUCAUUUGAAAAAUGGCGGAACCAUGGUGGCGAGUAAGUUCCAACCGACUUAUGCCCGUCAAGCCUUUCCAUGCUUUGACGAGCCUGCUUUUAAGGCUACAUAUGAUAUUACUUUAUGGAAGCCACCGUCUUACAUUGCUCUUUCCAACAUGAACGAAAUAGGAUCAGUAUUUGAUAAAGAUUCUAACAUGGAUAAGGUUACAUUCGCUACAAGUGUUCCGAUGUCCACAUACUUAGCCUGCUUUGUGAUUUGUGACUUUGAUCACAAACAGGAUGAAAUUAACUCUGGUGACAUUGGAAGUAACUUCACCCUUCGCUCAUUUGCUCAAAGACAAGAACUGUACAAGAUUGAUUUUGCUCAAGAUAUCGGAAAGAGGGCUACUGAGUUCUAUAUCAGAUAUUAUGAAGUACCAUUCCCUCUGCCUAAAUUAGAUAUGAUUGCAAUUCCUGAUUAUGUAUCAGGAGCCACAGAACAUUGGGGUCUGAUUACGUACAGGGAGACAUCCUUCCUUGUAGACCCAGCUAAGGCAUCGGCUACAAACAAAAUAAAUGUUGCCAAUACAAUAACACAUGAGCUUGCUCAUAUGUGGUUUGGAAACUUAGUGACCAUGAAAUGGUGGGAUGAUGUUUGGCUCAAUGAAGGUUUUGCUUCAUACAUGCAAGUUAAAGCCUUAGAUGUUAUUGAACCUUCUUGGAAAGUGUUGGAUCACUUCCUAACUAAGACAUUACACCCAGUUUUGGCAAUUGAUGCAAAACUAUCAAGCCAUCCGAUAGUACAAACUGUACAGACUCCUGAUGAAAUCACUGCCAUAUUUGACUCAAUCUCUUAUAAUAAGGGAGCUUCAAUAUUAAGAAUGCUGGAAGGUUUCAUUGGCCCUGAGAACUUCCGUUUGGGGGUCUCGGAUUACCUAAAAAAGUAUAAGUAUGGCAACACCGUCACUCAAGAUCUACUGUCGUCAUUAGAACCUUACUUUAAGACAACCUAUCCUGAUUUGAAUCUCUCGUACAUAAUGGAUACCUGGACAAGACAAAUGGGCUACCCAGUCCUGGAAGUGAAAACGGGCGACAUGCCCAACACAUACUUUGUGACGCAGUCGCGGUUCCUUAUCGACCCUGAUGCUACGUAUCCCAAUGAUUCCAAAUUCAAUUACCGCUGGUUCGUGCCAAUAACAUUCAAGACUAAUAGUGGAACAAAUAAUGAAAUUGUAUGGUUGCCAGAUAAGGCACAAAAUGUGAAAUUGAGGGUAAAUGAUGGCGAUCAGUGGGUAAAGUUAAAUGUUGAUCAAGUUGGCUACUACAGAGUAAAUUAUUCAAUAUCCAUAUGGCAAACCCUGAUUGCAGCUAUGAAGUCUAAGUCCAAAGAGAUAACCCCAGCAGACAGAUCGAACCUCAUGGACGAUAUAUUCGCCCUAGCGGAGUCAAGACAAGUGCCAUAUAACCUAGCAUUAAACCUUACGACGUACUUGCUGGUAGAAAAUGAUAUCACGCCGUGGCGAACUGCCGCAUCUGUCUUCAGAGACUUAGAAGAUCGACUGUCUAACUCCUUGGCUUAUGAUAGUCUGAUGAAAUACGUCCAGCGCAUCAUUCGUCCUAUUUACGUGAAACAGAAUUGGGAAGCUGAAAAUCUACCUAUUCUCGAUAGUUUACUACGUACCACGAUCCUAUCGAUGGCCGCACACUAUCAGUUGCCGGAAGCUGAGGCGACAGUGAAGAGCAUGUUCCAACUGUGGUUGAACGGACACGGCGUAACUGAGAGCAAACCCAUACAGCAGGACUUGAGAGAACUCGUAUAUUAUUAUGGUAUGAAGUCAGCCUCCAUGACAGAUUGGGACAAACUGUGGAAAAUAUACCAGAAAGAGGAAGAUGUUCAGGAAAAGGUGAAACUGCGUAGGGCUCUGGCAGCGCCGCGGGACACCACUAUAUUACGCAAAUUCCUUCUCAUGGCAUGGGACGAGUCGAACAUUCGUAGCCAGGACUACUUGAACGUUGUAACACAGAUAAGCACGAAUCCUUCGGGCACGGCCCUCGUGUGGGAAGACGUACGGUCCCGGUGGCCGCAGCUAGUAGAAAGAUUCACGCUCAACAGCCGGUACUUGGGCAAUGUUAUCCCGGCUAUAACUGAAACUUUUAAUACGGAGCUUAAGCUUCAAGAGAUGGAAACAUUCUUCGCUCAAUACCCCGAAGCGGGCGCCGGGGAAGGAGCCCGCGCCCGCGCACUAGAGACCGUCCGCAACAACAUACGGUGGAACCAAUACCAUCUCAACGACGUCGCCGCCUGGGUCAACGCUAACCAGAGAGCUUAACUUCUAUAUUUAAAUAAGUACUUAACACCGCGGUACUGUGGUUCUAGAUUGUUCUCGAAUGUUCGCAGAUCGUCUGAUGUUAAUUUAUGAUCCUAGUCAGGUAUUCAAUGGGUUCUGUCUGAUACAUCUUCCCACGGGAAAAUUAAAUUUUAUAGGUUUUUAAGAUUCAGAAAAAUGUAUUCACAACGACUGCUGUCAAAUUAAAAAAUUGUGCAAUAUGGAAAAGCAACUCCAAAGAAAAGAUCUUUUAAAAGAAAAUACGUUUUGAUCACUAUUUAUAACGGAACCCAUGGAUAGAUUUUUCUACGAACUAGCGUCAAGAAUAUGAUCUCGAUCGCAUUCAACAGUCAAGAUUUAAUAAAAAUAAUCAUAGUCGAUAAAGUUAAGCAUUUUUUUCAUGAUUGUGCCUCUUGGUGUCUAUUAUAUUAUUAGUAUGAGAGUGAUGGAUGUCGUUUUAUCGACAUUUGACUGAUGGUUGGAUGACCGGCGCAAAGCGCUUGUGUGAUUGAACAUUGGGUAUCAUAGACAUAGAAAAUGGAGUACCUAUGCGUAAAAGCAGCAAUAAAAUUUUGAAAAAAUAAAUAAAAAUAAAUGGGACAUCUUUUGACAGCCAGUUUUUGUCAUUCUAGAACUAGGUAUGUUUUGGUCUUUUUUAAAUCGUUGAAACGCUGGCUUUUAAGGUAGAGGUUGAUGAUUUUUAGAUUAUUUGUUGAUGAAUCGUUUCUAAAAAGAGAGGUAAAUUCUUUUGCUCGCUGCAUUUUCUAUGUCUAUGGAUACAAAACGAUUAAAGGGUGUGUUGGAUUUGAUCUAUGCAGGUUUUAAUCAUAAGCGUUAAUAUACACAAUUUUAUAGAUGUUUAUAUUUACUAACUUAUUUAUGACUAGAAACUUGAAAUUUUUCGAUCGACUUUAUAGUAAGUACCAAAAUUCCGACCUUAAUAUUGAUAAUCUUCCUACAUUUAUAAAUGAGUACUUAAAUGCAUUUUAAAAAUCUCACAAAAAAUCAAUAAAAUAAUCCAUAAAUACAAAAAUUAUAGUCCCGUUCGUAGAAACAAUCGCAAUCAGUAGCUCCUUUUAUCCUUUAUAUACAUUAAGUUUAAUGAUCCGAUGUAUUAGCAUACCAUAACAUAACAAUGAAUAAAUACACACUUACAUAUUCCAGACUUGUAAUUCAAUGUUCUACAUAACAAUCACAAUAUCUCUACAACAUAAUAAGAAAUGGCCAAGGACCUUAUUCCAGUAAGUCAGCCACCAUCAAUGACCAUACUCAUUAUAAUCCGAUACCAUAAUGUUAUGAUAUAGGUACCUAAGUACUUACAGAAAUGUUAUUCUACAAUAACUUUGGCAAAACUAAAUUCUGACUGUGUCUUUUUGGCUAUGAAAUAAAACUUCCGUAAGAUCAAAUUG